This is a messenger RNA of Prorocentrum cordatum, 1243 nucleotides long. Lineage: Eukaryota; Dinophyceae; Prorocentrales; Prorocentraceae. The record is from the annotation of a GenBank genome assembly.
GCCAGGAGCGAGGGCUGCGGCAGCAGCAGGGGGCGUCCGCGCCCCGAUGCGCGACAAGGGGAGGGAUGGUGCACCUGCCGGAGGCAGCACUGCCGCCGUGAGCGACACGAGCGCUGGCAGCGCGCCAUCGUCGGCUCGGCAGCCCGACUGUCUCCGCUGCAGGGACAGGCCCCCCACCUGUGCUCGGUGCCGCGGCGACGCCUGGAUCUCCUGCGGCCGCUGCCAGGGCGAGGGUGAGAUCCGCGGCGCCUGCUGGUGCGCCCGGGAGGUCGCAGGCCGCGCACGCCACAACCCGGACUGCGCCAAGUGCUUCGGCACCGGCGUGUUCUGCCGCAAGUGCGGGCGCUGCGACGGCCAGGGCAUGUGGCGCUGCGAGCGGUGCAAGGGUCGCGGCCUCUUUGCCUGCGGCGCCUGUGGGCGCGGCCAGGUGCCCCGGGCCGGGCGCAGGGGCGGCGGCCCGGGCAGGGCCCCCGACCUGCUGGGGCCCGAGCCCCCGGAGGGCCUGGUGGUCACCCGCUGCCACGGCGCGGAGGAGUCCGCCGUCUGCAAGCUGUGGUCGGAGCGGCUGGCGUCCGCAGGGUGGCCCCGCCCAGGGGGGCUCGCCGCCCCGAGAGUGGCCGCCGUGUGGGGCGUGGAGAACCCGCGCCGCGCCUGGGCGUACCGCCGCCGGCGCGCCCAGCUCGAGGGAGAGCUCGGGCGCUCCCCGGCCGAGCUCCGCGGGUUCCACGGCUCCGCCCCCUGCAACAUCCUCUCGAUCGCCGAGGGUGGCUUCGACGCAGGGAGGCGCUCGGGACAGGCCUACGGCGCCGGGGAGUACUUCGCGAAGAACCCGAACGUCUCCGUCGGCUACUGCAGGGGGGGCUCCUACAUGCUGGUGUGCCAGCUGUGCCUCGGCAGGGAGUCCAGCACGCAGGAGAACGAGGACGGCGACCACAUCUGGGCAGCAGCUUGCGGAUACUAUGUCAUCUCGGAUCCCGACCAGGUUCUGCCGCUGUACAUCGUGCGCUUCGAGGACGGGCGCGGCAGCCGACCACCACCAGGGGAGGGAGAGCUGGCCCUGAAGCUCGCGGCUCCAGUCUACCGUUCUGGCGUGCGCGACGAGAGGCUGGUGGACUUAGCGUUCUCGGUCGCGGCGACCAAGGGCGUCGUCGAGUCCGGCCAGAGCGUGUGCCUGGGAGCUCGGCCUGCCAAGUGGUGCCUGGCUGUCAAACAGCAGGGCCUACUCAACACUUCCAUUCGUUGA